Hibiscus syriacus is the source of this 615-nucleotide messenger RNA. RefSeq lists its product as uncharacterized. The record is from RefSeq and is a predicted model, not a curated record. The transcript is spliced from 2 exons. Bases 1 to 615 code for a protein of 204 amino acids. Lineage: Eukaryota; Viridiplantae; Streptophyta; Magnoliopsida; Malvales; Malvaceae.
AUGAAUUCACUCAAAGAUUCAUUUCCGAGAAUUUUUGUUGUUGCUACUAGAAAAUUCGAUAAGAUUUCUGAUUUUGGGAGGUGGCAUCAUGGUGUUUGGGAAUGGAAUAUUCAGCUAAGAAUACCUCUUUUUGAUUGGGAAAAGUCUACAUGGUCUGAUUUUUUAUCUGUUCUGAAUAAAGCUGUUAGCAUUUUUCCGAGUAAGGAUCGGCUCAAGUGGAGUGGUGCGUCUCAUGGUAGGUAUUCAAUGAAAGAUUAUUGUAUUAAGUUGGAAUGUUGUGGUAAGUCGAAAGAUCCUAUAUGGAGAUUGGUUUGGUUUAAGUUUGCACCACCUAAAGUAGCUACUUUUGUGUGGAAAGUAGUUCAUCAAAGGAUACCGGUUACUACAGAGUUGCAAAAAAGAGGAGUUAGGAGUAUAGAUCAGCCCGAAUGUGUGUUUUGUAAAUGCGAAUCGGAAUCUAUUAGCCAUGUUUUAUGCCAUUGUGGAGUUGUAUGGCAAGUAUGGCAACGAUGGUGCAAGGUGUGGACAGUGAACAUAGUAAUCCCCAAGAAUGUAAAACAACUGUUACAAGUAUGGUUCUCGCAAAUAAUUAGGAAGCGUGUUUACCGCACCUAA